Diversispora eburnea is the source of this 312-nucleotide messenger RNA. The record is from the annotation of a GenBank genome assembly. Lineage: Eukaryota; Fungi; Glomeromycota; Glomeromycetes; Diversisporales; Diversisporaceae.
AUGUGUCCAUUAUCAAAACGUCAUCGUGAUCAUCCCGGUAUUAGUGAAAGAUUUGAAUUAUUUAUUGCCGAAAGUGAAAUAAUAAAUGCUUAUACUGAAUUAAAUGAUCCUUUUGAACAACGUGAAAGAUUUAAUGAACAAUUGAAAAUUAAGGAAGAUAAAGGUGAUAAUGAAAUUCAAUUAAUUGAUGAAAUUUUUUGUACCAGUUUGGAAUAUGGGUUACCUCCCACAGCUGGUUUGGGUCUUGGUAUAGAUAGAUUAACAAUGAUCUUGACUAAUAGUAUUUCAAUUAAAGAGGUUUGUAGUUUAUAA